Messenger RNA from Cyprinus carpio (common carp), 1447 nucleotides. Its product is annotated as Fc receptor-like protein 5. The coding region runs from base 294 to 1277 and encodes 327 amino acids. Gene Ontology annotation, molecular function: transmembrane signaling receptor activity. Gene Ontology annotation, biological process: cell surface receptor signaling pathway. The record is from RefSeq and is a predicted model, not a curated record. The transcript has 5 exons. Lineage: Eukaryota; Metazoa; Chordata; Actinopteri; Cypriniformes; Cyprinidae.
CCAUCAAACCUGCUCAACAUGUGUUCAGAGGAGACACAGUCACUCUCAGAUGUGACAUAAAUGCUGAAGGAGUCACUAGCUGGCAGUACAGCUGGUAAAAAGACGGUUCAGGCAAUGCUUUCAGUGAACUACAGGAACACACAUUCAGUUCUGUUACUGAGUCUGACGCAGGUAAAUACUCCUGUAAAGGAUCAGAGAGAGGAGGAUCACGAACAUCACACCGCAGUGAUGAAGUUACACUGACAGUAUCAGGUGAGUUUGAUCAUCUCUUCACAUACACACACAAGUUUAACAUGUUAUUAAUGAGUGAUUUCUCACCUUCAGUUCCCAGAGCAGUUUUAAGUGUUUCUCCACAGACGUGGUUGACUGAAGGAGAUCCAGUGACUCUGAUCUGUGAGGUUAAAGGCUCCUCUACAGGCUGGACAUUCAGCUGGUUCACUGUAACUCUCUCAUCAGACUAUGAUCUGCUCUCAGACAGCAGCAGAGGAGCUGGAGGAAACUACACUGUCACUUCUGCUGCUCUAAAACACACAGGAGUUUAUGUGUGCAGAGCAGAGAGAGGAGAACCAGCCUAUUACACACAGUACAGCAACACACAGUUAAUAUGGGUCACUGGUGUUUCUCCUCCAGUCUCUCUGAUCGUCAGUCCCAGCAGAACUCAACACUUCACAUCUGUCUCUCUCUCUCUGAGCUGUGAGGAUCAGAGUAACUCUACUGGAUGGACAGUGAGAAGAUACAGUGACAGAUGGGGGCUGGAAGAUUGUUCAUCAUCAGUGUCUGGAUCACAAACAGGAUCUUCAUGUACAAUCAGAGACACCAGAACAGAGGACACUGGAGUGUACUGGUGUGAGUCUGAAUCUGGAGAGAAACAUCAGCCUGUUAAUAUCACUGUACACUCUGGUGUGAUUCUGGAGAGUCCUGUUAGUCCUGUGACUGAAGGAGAAACUCUGACUCUACGCUGUUUAUAUAAACAUACAACCUCACCAAACCUCAGAGCUGAUUUCUAUAAAGAUGGGUCACUCAUCCAGAGUCAAACUACAGAGAUGAUCAUCUCUACUGUCUCAAAGUCACACAAGGGUUUCUACUCCUGCAAACACCCAGAGAGAGAAGAGUCACCCAAGAGCUGGAUCUCAGUCACAGUGUCUCAUUCAGGAUCUCAGAUCUCUGUCCUCCACACACUCAGUUCUGUACUGGCAGUGUGUCCAUAUCUGCUCGUGACAGUCGUGCUGAUUUUCAAAUGCUGCAGGAUGAGAGGUAAAUAUCUGUUUGAUUUAUAACCUUAUAUUCAGUUACAGUAAACAUCAAAUUGGUCUUCAUUAGGUUGGUUUGAGAAAGUCAACUUUCUGUUAUGUUAGCUUCUUAUUAUUCUUCUUAGACUAAAUUUCUGAACACUACUCCUCCUACAGUGUUCAAGCUAGAACCACAAAACUCAGCCCUGCUCUUCAGA